GAAACUUGAAGUUUUGGUGAUAAGUUGACACACAGUUUGACGUGGCAUGCGGGGACGGAGGAAAGAGGAAAUGGAAAGUGAAACAGCACUGUGCAGCAGGCUAGGCUUGGGCGUGGUGGUGGCAGACUCGGUCCAAACUGGGAAGCCUACUCAUUCAUCAGCCAUGGGCUCAUCGCCAUCACAACCGCAGCUACAAGACCAGAAUGUGAAGAGAGGAGGCACCAUAACUUUUACCUGGAGGGCAGACUGUGAAGCGACUGCAACCUGGAGCAAGAAUGGACAGCUACUGUCAGGUAAAGAAGACAGACGCGUCACCAUCAGGCAUGACAACCUCAACAAGUAUCUCACCAUCACAGACGCCAGGGAGGAGGACGAGGGACGAUACACCUUGGAGCUGCAGAAUGGAUCGGGUAAAGCAUCCGGGUCUGCAAAUGUUAAACUGCUUGAAUAUGAUUCAGACUGGCGAAACCUGGACUGGAAGACAAGUGAACUGAAAAAGAAGCUGGGGAGCUUUACCCUGAGUAACCCUCAGAUCAACCACCUUCGCUUCCUGUUGCACGGCCCUGUGGGACACGGCAAAUCCAGCAUCAUCAACUCCUUCAACAGUGUGUUUCAAGGUCGGGUCACUGAGAAGGCCCAAUCUGCAUCAUACAGUGGCAACAGCUUCACUUUAGAGUACCAAACAUACCAAGUUAAGGAUACCCAAGGGAGAACAUUACCAUUCGUCUUCAAUGACAGUAUGGGGUUGGAGACUCUGCAGGGGGCCGGUGUUCUGACUGAUGACAUCAUUGCUGCCAUACAAGGUCAUGUCAAGGAUGGCUAUAAGUUCAAGCGCUCUCCUUUGCGUAAGGGGGACAAAGACUACAACCGAAACCCCAUUCUGAGUGACCAGGUGCACUGCCUGGUGAGUGUCAUCCGUGGGGACAGGUUCCCUCUCCUAGAAGACGACGACAAUAUCCUGGAGAAAAUGAGGACAGUCAGGCGUGCUGCAAGUGACUUAGGAAUCCCCCAGGUUGUGAUCAUGACAUAUGUGGACCUAUGUUGCCCUUUGGUGAAUAAAGAUCUGAGGCACAUCUACUCAAGCAAGGCGAUCCACAGGACAAUGCAGCGCAGCAGUAAAAAGUUGGGCGUGCCUAUGAACCACAUCUUCCCAGUCAAGAACUACCACCAGGAGACUAAAGUGGACAACAAGACCGACUGUGUGAUCCUGGAAGCCCUGGAGAAGAUCACUCACCUUGCCAACGACUAUGUGGAGAACAAAACACAUCAUGUGAAGGUGUCCCCCCUUAAAAUAGCAGGGUACAUUGGUUGUGCUAUAUUUGGGCUGGUGUGUAUUAUAAUUGUUUUCGGGCUCGUUGCAGAAUUGUUUGAGUAUUCACUCUAUUUUGUGAUCAUGCUACUGUUUGUCUGCUUUUUGUUCCGGUAUUUGGGUUUCUAGUCUUUUGUGUGAAAUGUUUGAGAUCCCGUGUACCUCCUCACUUUGAUAUUCUUUCGCAUACUUUCUUUCUUUUUUUUUUUUUUUUUGUGGUCUUCUGUCUUGAUAUUGCUUUGAUACACUUUUGUUUUUUGUUAUUUUGUUUUGUUUUGUUUGUUUGUUUGUUUGUUUGUUAUGACCCUAAACAUACACCUAAGGCCAAAGUUGAUUUUCUGGAGAGGUGAGAGUGAAUCAGUGAUUGAAGUGAGUGAAGUAUGACACCCAAUCUGUGUAUUUGAAGUGUUUUGAAGUGACUCAUUUUCACAUUAUGUUCGAUAGGCGACAAAACUUUUGUCUUGUGAAAAUCUGCCCUGUCUGUAUUCAUUAAAGGGUCAAUCUUU
Engraulis encrasicolus (European anchovy) is the source of this 1815-nucleotide messenger RNA. Its product is annotated as interferon-induced protein 44-like. Gene Ontology annotation, biological process: immune response. The transcript has 11 exons. The coding region runs from base 47 to 1438 and encodes 463 amino acids. The record is from RefSeq and is a predicted model, not a curated record. NCBI's taxonomy places the organism in Eukaryota, Metazoa, Chordata, Actinopteri, Clupeiformes, Engraulidae.